CUUUAUGGUUAUAGGGAAUAUAGAGUGUGGAAAGUGAAAUGGGAAAAUCAUGGGUUAUGUUAAUGGCCAUAUUAUUGGUCCUAUUUUUGUUGAAUAAUUUAGAAUUGAAAAUUAUGGCAAGUGCAAAAUUGAGUGAAACAGCAUGUAAAGAAGAGAGACGAAUUGGUAUAAAUUCUUGUAAACCUGUUUUGUAUGGAAAACUUCCUUCUCCUAUGUGUUGUGAACGUGUUAGGGUUACUCAUAUUGAAUGUGUUUGUAGUGUUAUUACUCCUAAAUUGGCUGCUCUUAUUGAUAUCAGUCGUGCUAUUCGUCUUGUUGAAGGUUGUGGUCGAAGAGUCCCUCGAAAAUUCAAGUGUGGAAGUAUUACCACACCACCAUAAGGAAUAUAGUCAGCUUAAUUGGCUUGCUGCUUGGUGUUUCUUCUCCUACUUUAGUUAAUAAUUAAGUUUUAAUCCUCUAAGCUGUUUAUGAUUAGUACUAAUGUAUUAAUAUAUAGAUGGUUCUUCAGUUGGAAUUAAAUCAGAGAGGAGAAUAUAAUAUGAGUUUAAGUUAUUAAUGUAUCGACGUAUUUUCACCUAUUAUAUAAGAUUGCUUUCCAUUUUUCUUAA
Nicotiana tabacum (common tobacco) is the source of this 608-nucleotide messenger RNA. The record is from RefSeq and is a predicted model, not a curated record. NCBI's taxonomy places the organism in Eukaryota, Viridiplantae, Streptophyta, Magnoliopsida, Solanales, Solanaceae.